GGAGAGAGCGAGAGAGUGCGCAGCUGUAACCUACCAAAGAGCGGUGUUGCACUUUCUGAAGCACAUGGAUUUUAAGGUGAUAGCCUACUUAAGAGUGUAAACGUCGUGCGCUCUAUUGAACAGACCCAAGAAUGUGAUAUUUGAACAGACCGAUGCAGUUGAUAAGGACAGCGAAUUUGUUUUGGGAUUGUAUUUGGCUACUUUAAUAGCCUAUUAGGCUACUUUUACAAACGGCCAUACCACUGCCAGGAUACCUUCAUAGUCUAUCUGAUUGAAAUGGUGCAAUGUUCCGAAGGAUACUCCAACGCGUUGACUUUUGGUUGAUUUGGGUAACAGUUGUACUAUGUGGAGCUUCUGGUGCAGGAGCGCACAGUUGCCAUGAGGUUAAAACGGCUUUCCAAUUGCGCCAGAUCGGCUCGUUGAAAUGGGUCCCCGAGGCACCUGGAACAGAUGGCGAGCUGCAGAUCUGCAAGCACCCAGGCCCGUCAUGUUGCACACGCAAGAUGGAGGAGAGUUACCAGGCAGCAGUGCGCAGAGAGACUCUCCAGAACAUCCGUUCCUACAGCUUUGAGCUCAAGUACCUCAUUGUGGGCCAUUCCUCUGCCUUCCAGGGUAAGGAUAUGGGGGGCCUGUGGGACAGGGCGAGGAGAGGGGAGUGGGAUGAUGCCAAGGCCAGAGUGUCAGCCAACAUUACGGCAGACCCCCAGGGCCAGGACUGA
This is a messenger RNA of Oncorhynchus gorbuscha (pink salmon), 719 nucleotides long. RefSeq names its product glypican-3-like. Bases 285 to 719 code for a protein of 144 amino acids. Lineage: Eukaryota; Metazoa; Chordata; Actinopteri; Salmoniformes; Salmonidae. The transcript has 3 exons. Gene Ontology annotation, cellular component: cell surface; extracellular region; plasma membrane. Gene Ontology annotation, biological process: cell migration; positive regulation of canonical Wnt signaling pathway; regulation of protein localization to membrane. The record is from RefSeq and is a predicted model, not a curated record.